ACAUCCUGUGGAUUUUAAAAGGGCAGCGGUGAGCGGGAGGAAGGCGGCUGGCGCCAUCUUUACUGUUUUAAUGAGUACAACAGGGGGAAAUUCGCUGGGAGAAGUAACAUAAUCUGUGGAAUUUCAACAUAAAGCGGUGUGCCGUCGGUGAGCCUACGCCAUUGUGUGUGUGAGGCAGUGGAACCAGGGCAAUGUUCUACGCCCACUUUGUCCUCAGUAAACGUGGGCCGCUGGCCAAGAUUUGGCUGGCGGCUCACUGGGACAAGAAGCUGACCAAGGCUCAUGUGUUCGAAUGCAACUUGGAGAGCAGUGUGGAGAGCAUCAUCUCACCCAAGGUGAAGAUGGCGUUGCGUACAUCAGGUCACCUGCUUCUUGGGGUUGUGAGAAUCUACCACAGGAAGGCCAAAUACCUGCUGGCUGAUUGUAAUGAGGCCUUUAUCAAAAUCAAAAUGGCUUUCAGGCCAGGCGUGGUAGAUUUACCUGAGGAAAACAGAGAGGCGGCAUACAAUGCCAUCACCUUACCUGAAGAGUUUCAUGAUUUUGACCAGCCGCUUCCUGAUUUGGAUGACAUUGACGUGGCCCAGCAGUUCACUCUGAAUCAGAGCAGAGUUGAGGAGAUCACCAUGAGGGAGGAUGUUGGCAAUCUCAGCCUUUUGCAAGACAAUGAUUUUGCUGAUUUUGGCAUGGACGACCGGGAGAUGAUGCGCGACGCCAGCACGUUCGAGGAGGAUAUCAUGCAUGGUGCCACAGCCUCUAACCUUUUGCUCGAGCCUGAGCCUGGUCCAGCUAAUCUUCCCGAUAAAUCCAACCACAUGGAGUAUGAUGACUUUGGUGAUGCCUCCAUGGGCAACAGUGACGGAGGGAUGUUAGUGGAUAAGCUGCUGAGCUCCGAAGAUGGUGGUGGCAUUUUUGAUGACCCUCCAGCCAUCACUGCAAGCGUCAUGAUGCCUCCAGAUCAUGGUGAUGACGAGGAUGAUUUUGACAACCUUCAAUCACCGGGUCCAGACAGCCCAGACUCCGGGCCGGCAGAGCCACUGCCAGCUAUGGUUGACCAGACUGAACAGACUACUCUUGUUCAUAAUGAGGAGGAAGCAUUUGCACUGGAGCCCAUUGACAUCACUGUGAAAGAGACCAAGGCCAAACGCAAGAGGAAGCUGAUUGUGGACAGUGUGAAGGAGUUGGACAGUAAAACCAUCAGAGCCCAACUCUCCGACUACUCUGAUAUUGUGACCACCCUGGACCUUGCCCCUCCUACUAAAAAGCUGAUGAUGUGGAAAGAGACCGGAGGAGUGGAGAAGCUCUUCUCUCUUCCAGCUCAGCCUCUCUGGAAUGCCAGGCUGCUCAAGAUGUUCACACGGUGCCUGACACCUCUGGUGCCAGAUGAGCUCAGGAAGAGGCGAAAGGGUGGUGAAGCAGACAGUUUAGAUGAAUUCCUCAAAGAGUUGGAGAACCCGGAGGUGCCCAGAGAAGAGAUUAUGGGUCAGCACCGAGAUGUCAUUGAUCAGACUAUCAUGGAAGAACCCAGUAUGCUGGCUGCCUCUGCAAUGGAAGGCAGCAGGACAACACUGGAUGAGACGGUCAUGCCUCCUCCAUCCACCCCUCGUGGUGUGAAACGCAAGACCCUCGAAAAGGAGAGUGCCGUGCCUGUGGCUCCCUUAGAACAGCAGCAGCCACAACAGCUGCCGGACCGCUCGCUCUUGUCUCAGAGGCUAGACAUGUCGCAGGUCGAACUCCCCCCAGAGGAGACCACCGUCAACCUCACGCAGCUCGUUCCCGAACUGGACCUUCUUGGAGAGAAGAACAAAGACAAGAAGGACGAGAGCGAUGAAGAAGAGGACGAAGAAGGUCAGGCUGGAGACCAGGACCAGGAAGAGAAGCGAUGGAACAAGAGAACUCAACAGAUGCUGCAUGGCCUUCAGCGCGUCAUGGCAAAGACCGGAGCAGAGUCUGUCAGCCUGCUUGAUUUAUGCCGGAACAACAACAAGAAGCAGGCGGCCGCUAAGUUCUACAGUUUCCUGGUCCUCAAGAAGCAGCAAGCUAUCGAAGUCACCCAGAAAGAGCCUUACAGCGACAUCAUCGCCACUGCUGGACCACGAUUCCACCUUAUUUAGACAUUUGGUGGGUGAGAGGGGUUUAAAACAGGAAACACUGCUUGCCAAGGCUUUUUUUUUUUAAAACCCCAAGAGGAAGGUUGGGGCUGAUGGGGAAGGUUUUUGGAUGUUUGCAAAUGAUUUUACUCUAUUUUUGGUGGAAUCAUGCAGUAUUCUCUUAGUUCAAACAAAGGAAUGUUCACAUUUACAUGUAUAAAGAAACAUCACCAAUUUGUAUGCUUUGAUUCAGUUCCUUUUAACGUUAAAUUGCUUCUCCAUGAAUCUUCAUACAGUCCACCUUUAGCCCUGGAAAUAUUACAACUUUUUUAGAUAACCCAUUGUUUCCGUGUGAAAUAUUGCAAUGGCUCUGUACAUAUGGAACGGUACUGUUUUAUUCCUCAAAAGUGUAACCUCUCCACCUCCUUGU
Molecule: messenger RNA, 2517 nt
Organism: Hippocampus comes (tiger tail seahorse)
Lineage: Eukaryota; Metazoa; Chordata; Actinopteri; Syngnathiformes; Syngnathidae
Product: double-strand-break repair protein rad21 homolog
Exons: 14
Coding region: 192-2111 (639 amino acids)
Biological process (GO): sister chromatid cohesion; replication-born double-strand break repair via sister chromatid exchange
Cellular component (GO): cohesin complex
Molecular function (GO): chromatin binding; protein binding
Source: RefSeq, a predicted model, not a curated record